GACAAUGUGUCAUCUCAGUGAGAGAGGACAUCGUACUUACCUGCUUAUUGUAACCUUUAUAAGCUUCUACCUUGGCACUGCCUGGUCUCUUUUCCCUACAGCUGCUCCAAUUUUUAAGGAAACACCUUUUGCAGUCAUAUGGAACGCACCUACACAUGUGUGCCAAAACCUCAAGAUUCCUUUGGAUUUUUCUGUCUUUCAAGCAGUGACCACACCAGCCAGUGAACCUGAUCAGUUUCUUUUUCUGUUCUACUCCAAUCGGCUUGGGCUAUACCCAUACACACAGACUAGUACUGGAAAGGAGUUUAAUGGUGGCAUUCCACAGAAAGGAAACCUGACAGCUAGCCUCACAAAAGCCCAUAAUGAAAUCAUUCAGUAUAUUCCUGAAUUCACCCCAGGCUUGGCUGUGAUUGACUGGGAGGAAUGGCGCCCACUAUGGGCCAGAAAUUGGGACUCCAAAAACAUCUAUCGGAAGCUUUCCAUUCAGUAUGCAAAGGAAAACAAUCCGCUUCUGUCCUCCAGUGAGGCUGAUUCUGUUGCUAAGCAGCAGUUUCAGAAUGCAGCCAGGGCUUAUAUGGAAAAAAACAUGCAGCUGGGGAUCAAACUACGGCCAAACUACCUUUGGGGCUUCUAUCUGUUUCCAGAUUGUUAUAACUAUGGAUGGGGAAGCCCAAAAUACACUGGUGAAUGCCCAGAGAUUGAGCAAACUCGCAACAAUGAGCUCCUUUGGUUGUGGGAGUCCAGUACAGCUUUAUUUCCCUCAGCAUAUUUGUCAUUCACCCUGAGGAAACAACCUGAUGCCGCUUUGUUUGUCCGGGGGAUGGUGAAGGAAGCUGUGAGGGUGUCAGCUCUUCCAAAGUCCCUCUACACCACACCAAUUUAUGUCUACUUGCGCCCUGUUUUUAGUGAUCAGAACAAAGUAUUUCUGAGUGAGAUAGAUCUAGUCCAUACCAUUGGAGAGAGCGCAGCUUUAGGUGCAUCAGGUGUAGUGCUUUGGGGUGCAAGUGCUGACUACAACAACGAUUCUUCGUGUAAAGCACUGGCUUCUUAUCUGCCCUCGACACUUAACCCUUAUGUAGCCAACGUAACUGCAGCUGCAAAACUCUGCAGUCAGACACUGUGCCAAGGCAACGGUCGCUGUGUCCGCCAGAACCCUGAUUCAGCGGACUACCUGUACCUUAACCCAAAUAACUUCAGCAUUCAGCAGCAUGGUGGAAAAUAUGUGGCUGUUGGUGUGCCUUCCCAAAAUGAUCUUAAUCUCUUUGUUAACAGGUUUACCUGUCAGUGUUACGUAGGUCAAGUGUGUUAUGCCCAAAAAAUUAUUUCAGUCCCCAAGACUCCAGUAGUUAUAGAUGUGUGAUUUUAACAUUUCCUGUUGCCUGUAUCCGUUACUAUAGAAUUAUAGUACAGUUAAAAAAAAAUAGAAAAAAAUUGACGAAGUGAAAUAAAAAGAUCAAAGUAUUUAAAAUGGCAUGAAAGCUGUUUUAAUACAGUAAAUGAUUUUUCUAGUCAUGAUUUACUACUGUUUUAAUCAUAAAGGAAGACAUAUAAAUGUAACAUUCUUAGCAAUGGCAAAUUUCCAAAUUCAUAAACAACAAACAAUCAAAACCACAAAAUCAUCAGAAAAGCUUAUUCUUCACUACACUGCUUAAUAAAAAAGAAAAAGAUGCACUA
This is a messenger RNA of Clarias gariepinus (North African catfish), 1674 nucleotides long. RefSeq names its product hyaluronidase-5-like. The transcript is spliced from 3 exons. Gene Ontology annotation, biological process: hyaluronan catabolic process; carbohydrate metabolic process. Lineage: Eukaryota; Metazoa; Chordata; Actinopteri; Siluriformes; Clariidae. Gene Ontology annotation, cellular component: acrosomal vesicle. Bases 5 to 1360 code for a protein of 451 amino acids. Gene Ontology annotation, molecular function: hyalurononglucosaminidase activity. The record is from RefSeq and is a predicted model, not a curated record.